AUGGAGGCAGUACUUGAAGUACUUGAACACGAGCAUCCAAUAAAGCUCGUUGAUUUGCAGCUACAUUAUGAAGAAGAAGACGAUGAUGAUGCCGAUGAUGCUAAAGAGGAGGAGGGUGAUGAUCUAAUUACAAAAGAGAGCUUUCGAGGUGCAUGUGACAGGUGUGGUGAAGAAAUCAAUGUGUACCACAGGUACUACUACAAAUGUAUGGCAGAUUCGUCAUAUGAUUUCUCACUUCACAAAUUUUGUGGUGAGCUCCCAGCAUGUUUGGAGAGCGCAUUUCACCGACAUCCUCUUACCAUGUUUAUGCUUCGUUAUAAUUGGUCAUGCGCUAUUUGUCACAAGAAGAUCAAAAAGCUAAACAUGAUCCCAGAUGCAGAGUAUGCGGUCAUUCUUUUUAUGAUAGGGAGAAUCUUUGGAUUUACAAAUGUGAUAAAUGCAUGUACUAUAUCCAUAUGGAUUGUACAACAUUAUGUACCGGCGCUGGCAGAACCAACAAAAACUACAAAGAUGUUGAUCAUCCUUAUCUUGUCCAUCUCCCAUUCCCUGAUGAAACAUACAGCAUACCGAAACACUUGUUUCUCCAAGAAACAGGAACAAGCAAUCAUAAGGUGUGCUGAUCAGAGUUGCAAUGGCUUUGCUCUCCAUGAGUGGUGCACUCGACUCCCCUUAGAAAAAGAAAACCACCCGGCCCACCCACAACAUAACCUCUAUCUCAUCUAUUCAAAUGACCUUCCUUUCUUUUUGGGUGUGUUUGAGUGUGCUGUUUGUGAUCUACCUUGCAAUGGAUUUGCGUAUGGUUGUGUUCGAUGCAAAUACUAUGUUGAUGUUACAUGUGGGCUUAUACCUAAACAAAUCACACACAAAGCUCACCCAAAUCACCUUCUUUCAAUAGCUCAAGUAGAAGUUACAAAUACUUCUUGUCUUAUAUGUCUCAAUGUUGAGGAGGGACGUGGACUUUCAUUCUGUUGCAACACAUGCAAUAUUUAUAUACAUUCCAAAUGUGCUCUGUUAUUAACCGAGACAAUAAGACACAAGUAUGACAAGAAGCAUCCCAUGCACCUCAGUUACUUUCCGAUUGAGAACCAUAAGAGCCAAUACUUUUGUGAAAUCUGUGAGGAGGAUUUGAAUCCUCAUCAAUCUUUCUAUCAUUGUCAAGAUUGUAUUCAGUCGAUACAUACUGCAUGUGCUCCGUUAAUACUUCAGAGCGAGACUCAUACCUAUAUCACUAAUCAGAGAAGCAUUUAUGAAUUUGUGAAUAUAAAGUUCGGAUUCACUCUUAACCUUUUUCGUCUUCACAAACACCCUCUCUUAUUUGCUCAAGGUAUCAAGUCGGAUGGUGAAUGUUCUUGGUGGGGGUGUCGUCUGGGAUUACAAUAUAGGAUGAUCUUUAAAUGCCUAAAGUGUAACUUUGUAAUUCAUUACGAAUGUUGUGAGAGAAAAGUAAAUAUGAAGUUUUUGGUUUCUCAUCCACAUGUUUGA
Molecule: messenger RNA, 1482 nt
Organism: Lactuca virosa
Lineage: Eukaryota; Viridiplantae; Streptophyta; Magnoliopsida; Asterales; Asteraceae
Source: the annotation of a GenBank genome assembly